AGGGAUCAAAUCAGAAGUGUAAACAGAGAGUUGCCACGCCCACAGUGGGACUCCAUCCAGCCGUCUUCAGGAGACGCUCGACCAAUCGCUGAGAGGAGCGACACCUCUCACUGCUCUGCUGCUGCACCUGAGUCUCGGGUGUCAGGUGGAAGAAACAGACAGGAUUUAACGCCAGCACUGGAAGAAGAGAUUUGUUGUUUACCGCACCACAUGGUCACGUCAUGAAAACCUGGUACCUGUUCCUGCUGGUCUACCUGCUGGGGAGCUGCUGCGAGGCUUCGAAACACCACAAAAAUGAAGCAUGCAAGCCUGAAGAAGACUUCAAGCCGGGCUCCACGCAGGCCUUCCUCCAGUGCGUGGGCUUGCCGUCCACGGACACUAAGAAAGAGCACGUGCGGGCUCUCAAAGACCUGCUGGAGGCCACGAUGGACUUGUACACCUUCAUGAGAACAAGCCUGAAAGGGGUGCCGGUCCUCAGUAUGAAGGGGGCUCUGGAAUGGACCCCGGACAGAGAGUUUGAGAACGAAGACCUGGUGAAGAUGUGGCUGGAGAUCAAGAUUCAACCGAUGCUGAAAUCCAUCUCCAAACAGUUCCUAGCAUGUUUAAGCACCAAGAACUUCAGCUGCUCCACCUACCAGACUGUAGUGAAGCAGCUCAGCCACCAUUUCUUAGAGAUGGAUGAAACUCGACAGAGGUGGAUCUACAUGUUCUUCAUGAUUCCCUUCCUGUCAGGACACAAUGUGAAAGGUUGUGUGAUGCAAAAUGAGAGCAGCGAGGAAUGGCUGCUUAAGAACUUUGGCUACUUCAAAGCCAUGGCCCGGUUCAGCGACUUCACCAAGAUCAACCUGGCUUUCCGUGGUCUGGAGGUCUUACAUCUGCUGACGUCCAGCCAGACGGCGGAGAUGCUGCUGGUCUCGGACUUGAAGGAAUUGAACGAUGACAUGCAGGCUGGCAUCCUCCGCAGUCUGUCACUGAGGGAAGCUGGUCCUGGUCCCAGAGGGCCACGUGGCGGGGGCCACCGUCGGCCCGGCCCGGAACACAACUCCACCUCAAUGUCCAAAUCUGUGUACAAGCCACCUUCGCCGGAAGAUCACGUCAGAUGGGUCUUUAACGACUUCCUCUCCGCGAUGAGACCAGUUGGAAAUGUUGUUCACAAGUUUGUGUCUUUGACCCACAAGAAGAAAGAGUCGGAAAUGACGGGCGCGGUUCUGACCCAGUUCGCGCUGGACUGCGCUCUGGCUGAAAUGGCCAACAGGUACAAGCCGCAGGUCCAGGAGAAGCCCGAGUUUGACGUGUUGGAUUUGGAGGACUGGUACGAGCAGGUGGUGAUGCCGUUGCUGCGCCGCUUCCUGCCGCACCACGUGCUUCCCCUGCAUGAAAACGUCAGGCUUGCGUUCGAGGAAGUCUUCUACCUGGAUCGCCACAUGGACGAACAAGACCCGGAAAUUGAGGACGUCUGCAGCAUCACUCUCAACAAGAGACCCUGUGUGCUGACUGACACGGUGAAAAACGUCGCUCAGGUUCUGCAUUGCGCUGCUCGCGCCAACCUCGAACUGGACGAACAGACGGUCAUGUGGUUGAUAAACGAAAUGUUAAAGCGCCUGAACUCGGUGCUGGAGGAGCUGACCACAUCAAACGUCCUGAUGGAGGAGAUUCAGGAGAUCUUCACCGAGGAGGAUUCUCAGUCCAUGACAGAGGAACAUCUCAAUGACCCCGAGUUCAUCAGACUCUGGUUCAAGGUCAAGAUGAUGCCCCUCCUGCCCAACAUUUCUGCAGAUCUUCUCUUGUGCCUCAGCACCAAGAACUUCACCUGUCUGACCUACCAAACCAUUGUGGGAGCUUUCAGCCAGCAGAGCAUUGGCUCCAUAUAUGGUCACAGGAUCUACGAACACUUCAUCUUUCCCUUCCUACACGACUACUACAACACUUCCAAGUGUUUGUCCAACGACAGCGCCCAGUGGCUGAAGUUGAAUUUAGGUUUCUUCCUGGAAUUUGCCAAGCUCACCGAACUUAUCAUGCUGAACCCACAUUUCAAACCGCUGGAGGUUCUGCCACUCUUAACUCCAGAGCACCUGGUGGACCUCUUGCUCUUGGAUCUUCAGAGCCCUGCAGAGAGAAGAAUCAACAAGGUGUUCGACUUCCUGCUCAGGGAACCGGAGAAAUUCCCAGCCGUCUUGCGGUUACUCCCUAAAAAGGCUGAAGAGGUCGGCCCUCCUUGCAGUGUGUACAGGAUGAUUUUCAAGCGUUUGAACGAAGCCAUGGCAGUGCGGCCUCUGGAGGACCAGUUCAUUGGGGAGACUAUUGAGAAGCUCCUCAACUCUGCACCAGAGGAGUGUGUGACCAAUGACAUCGCGUGCCCGAUCACAAAGAUCAAUGGGGCUCUGACCUGCAGAGAGGUUGACAGCUCCCACCUGGAGAGGCACCUCAACACGUCCAUGGGAAUCCCUUGCAACUUCACUCUGAAGGAAUACGCCUGCGCUCAGCUCCAGACCUUCUCAGCCGAUCACCUGGCGUCGCUGAUGAUGUGUGAGCUCCCCGGACCAGGCAGCAAGUCCAAAACUCUGUGGAAGAUGGUUUUGACCAAAGUCUUCUCAGUCUGGGACCCAGCUUUGGACAAGCUAGACCAGAUGCUCCCGCCUGGGCGCGGCCCUCCAGCAGCCACAGAACUCUUGGACCUGUUCAGAGAGAUGAAGCUGGCGGGUCUGACGGAGGAUCAGCUGAACAGCACCAGCGUCAUCGGAGGGUUGUUUUCUGGUGGGAUCAGGAGGCUGUUGCCCUUUGCUUCAGGGGGGUUCUUGGACUGUUUGAGUCGCCAAAACUUGAGCUGCGGGACGUUCCAGCACAUCGUGUGGGUGUUGAGCGAUGUCAAGAGUGAGGACCCAGAAAUGGUCGCUAAGAAGUUCAUCAUCCACUUCCUCUCACGUCCAGAAGCAGGUUGGGGUUGUUCCAAUGGACUCAACAGCACCGAGUGGUUCAUGAAGAAUCUUGGUUCCUUUUCCGAGUUUGUGCCUGUGGACAAGAUGCUGCAGCUCAAUCCAUACUUCAAACCAUUGGUGGUUAUUGUACACCUGUCUCCACGGCAACUGGCUUCCUUAUUCCUGUUGAAGCAUUCCAACAUUCCUGAUAAAGAGGUCCUCAUUGUAGCAGCGUUUCAUAUGUUCAGCCAGUCUUCAGAUGAGGCCGGAUUUGAUCAGUUCCUGUCCGAACUCGUUCUAAUAGUUGCACAGGCCAACAUGACCUGUACGAACUACGGAACCCUGUUCUCAGGAUUGGACCGGGCCAUAGAGAGGGCUUCUCCUCCAUUCACUGACAAGGUGCAGCGGCACAAGAUAAGCAUAUCUCUGCACCUGCCGGCAGGCUGUGUCAUUUACAGUGGAACGUGCCGCGUGACUCCAGCAAACGAGACGGAGAUCUGUGCCGACGUCAACAGCUCCGUGGUGCAGCAGCACCUGGACAGUUGGAACCUGACUGGACACCAAUGCCUCUUCAGUGUCAAGGAAGUUGCAUGUGCAGAGCUGUCCAUGUUGGAGGCGGCCGACCUAGCGGAGAUCAUGAAGUGUCAUCGAUCCACUAACUCCAGCGGCUCGAGAGCAGCCUGGAAGCUCCUUCUCUCCAAGGCCAACGGUGUUCUGGACAUGUCUCUGGAGCAUGUCGGCACCGAGAUGCUGGACCCCCACAAUCAGGCCACGUCAGUGGUUUUGGAUGUCAUUCAGGAGCUCCGAAUCGACUUCUUCAGCCUGGCCUUCCUCAACGAGCACGAGUUUUCCCAAAAGUGGCUCCAUGGGAAACUCCGCCCCUUCCUCCCAGCGACCUCUCCUGACUUCCUGUCAUGUAUGGCCGUGACAGAUUUCAACUGCACGACGUACCAGGACAUAGUGGCCACCAUGAGCGUCCUGCAUGUCCACAUGCUUCACUCCACACAGGUGGCCGUCUACUCUCACUUCAUCAGGGUGUUCCUCACCAAGAACGACUCAGCAGACCCUGGCUGUGAUUUUAACAGCAACAACACCGGCGAUUGGAUCCAGCUCAACCUCAGAUUCUUCCUCAUUUUUGCCAGCUUCUCCGACCUGCAGAUGUUCCGAGGAAACUUCUCAGGAUUGGAAGUGCUGGAGCACCUGACGACGGCUCAGCUGGGGCAGAUGUGUGCCACGCCCAAUCAGAUCAAGUCUGCUGCAGAGGUUGCCAUGGUGAUGGGAGCCGUCCAGGAUCAUGAGAUGAAGUUUUUCUUUUUGUCCUUCUACUCUGCUUUGAUGAAACAUGGAGUGGAUGUGCCUUCGGCGACGAGGCCCUCCUGGUUGGAGGCCAUGUUGGAGAGAGCAAACCUCGCGCACGACUCAGUGAGCGACGCCGAGGUCGCCGAUUGGAUUCCUGUGAUGGGGCCGUUCAUCGUCGGCUUGUCACAUGCUCAUGCCAACUUGAUCUUCAAAAUACUCAGAGGAAGAGGCUGCAACGUGGAAAAGCUGGGAGUGGAGACUCUUGAAUCUAAAGCCUCGACCAUGAGUGAAACAACCAAGAGUGAAAUCAAUCGCCUGACAUCCCAGAUGGUUGCAGAAGGAAAUUCCCUCCGGUGCAUGGAGCCAGGACAGAGUCUAUACGUGUUCCUGGAGAGCUACUUCGGGAGCUUCGGGUUCCCAAGCUUGACCCAGGUCAUGUCCUUCAUGUCACAGGGCGAGAGGCAUCAGAAGAUAAACUCCAUGUCGCCCUCACAACUGGGGAAGUUCCUCAGACGUCCUAGAGUGGUGGACAGCCACAAAGAGCUCUGCGUUCUCUUCAAGAUCUACACGCUGACCCCCUGGUUCAUUGAGAAGGAACCCCUCGCAGAGGACCUGUACGAGCCGACCAUGGAGUGCGUCUGGCCGUUGGCUCUCGGCAGCGGCAACGGGCGCGAGGCCGAGGCGUGGAAGAAAGGCCUGGACUGGCGCUAUAUGAGAUACAUCAGACGAAGCAUGGUCGGGCCCAACAUUACGCACUCGGCCUCCUGCUUCGGCUUCCAGAUUUUUGUUGCGUGUUUGGGAUCCUCCAACUUCACCGAGACCGAUUUUCAGCCUGAGCAUGUUUAUGAAAGCAUCAAGGACUACCUGCCCUCGUCCUCAGUACCGAGGUGUUACAACAGCAGCCACUCAGAGCUGAACUCCACCGCCUGGUUCGUCUUGUACAUUGGCAAAUUCAUCAACCUCGUCACUGAAGACGACUUCCUCUCAUUUGGGUCUGAGGAGCAUCUGGCAGCGUUCACCGUGAAUUCGGAGUGCCUGGCGCUGCUCAACGCCUCCAAUGUAACCACCGAGGUGAACGAGGUGUACACGGAGCUGAUCUACAUGCAGGACUCGGCGUUUCCCGUGGACAAACUCCCAUACUCCUCCACAUGUCAUGCUCCCGGAGCAGCUUUCACGACGCUGAGUAAAGGAAGCACUGAGUGGAUACUGGGCAUUUUGCGGCAAUUUUGUGUGGACGUGGACACUCAGAUCGCUGCGGCGUUAGCGGGCAACUUUGGUUCCGAUAUCACAGCGGGCAUCAUCUCCAUGCUCGGCAACCAAUGCACCGGGCUGUCGACGGGAGUGCUGAGAGGGUGCCGAUCCGAGGAGAUCUACGGGGGUCGGCACAGACUGGGCGCCGUGCCUGGCUGGAACAUAGGCCAGGCCAGAGCGGCCAUGGAGAAACUCAUGGCGUCAGUGAGUUUCCAGAUGAACGGGCUCUCGAUGGUCGACCUCGGCACGCUGCUCAUUGGUGUCACUGGGGAGAUGUUCUACAACGUCCAGGGCACGGACAUUGUGACGGCUUCUGCGCACUCCAGCUUUGUUACUCAACUGAACGCUGCUCCACGAAUGGCCCGGUUUAUCGCCACCUACAAGAUGGUGUCGUUGUACUCAAACAUCGAGCAGAUGAUGGUCAACAUUCCCGACGACCUGGCCCAAGAGAUCCCGCAAUCUUUUCUGUUCAACUUUCCUGCCGAUGUCGAGGGAAAGAAAAACAUGAACAAGAAAAAGUGGAGUAGAGAUCAGGCUGUGUUUGUCUUACCGGAGCUGGGAUCCGAGGCUUCGGUCUCGGCCAUAGGAAACGUAAACACCUUGUCGUCCGCCGUGCUCCAAGGCUUCACCUGCACCAGCGUUCGAACCUUCAAAACAUCCCAGACUGUAAAACUCAUCAAAGCUUGUCGGAGGAAGAAAGCCAACAAAGUCAAACUGGAGGAAACUCAGUUAACCUGCAUGUACAACUACAUCAAGGGAGACUCCAACGUCACCAGCUAUGGAGACUACCCUGAAGAUAUGCUGCUCUACUACGAUUACUCCCUGGUGCCCAGGGCCCAGUGCAGGGAGUAUUUCAUGGCCAUUUCCGAAGCCGACUUUUACGUCUUUUCGCCCCAACUCGCCUACAUGCGGUCCAAUCUGAUGCUCAACGCCGUCGAUUGUCUGGGCGUGACGGGCAGCAAUCUGACGAAGGAGAAUGUGCAAGUGUUUGGAAACAUGGCCUGCCAGAUCAGCAGCUCCUACAUUCAGAACUCGGAUCCUUACAUCCUGGAAAUGCUGAAAAAGUGCAAUGACCUCACCAGCGUGCAGGCAGAGGCUGUCGAGGCCUUGCUGCUGAGCGGGAGGACGUCAUACGGUGACCCAAGCCAGUGGAAGUUCCGGACUUUGAAGAGCCUUCAGAAUUUGCCUAUGUACAUGAGUUCCAAGUUCUACGACAGCGUUAGAAAAAGACCUAGAAGGAGGUUCCUGAAAUACUACUUCAAACUGCUCCGGAAGACCGUGAGCAAAGAGAAGCUUCAGGCGCUGAAGAAGAGCACGAGAAGAGCGAGGUCAAAGCGAGCUGUGGACAGCGACUGUAGGGUUGGAGAAAUCACCUACGUGACCAUCAAGGGCGAGGAUUUCCCCGGCGAAGAGCUGGAUGUGCAGCAGUUUAAUGCCUGUCUCAGCUCUGACACCGUGAGCAAGUCUCUGGCUGAGAUCGCUGCGAAGGUGGUGGAAGUUGAAUACCAGCAGGUGGUUCUGGAAAAACUGCACCAGGCCUACCCAGCCAUGGUUCCCGAGGAGGAGGUGGAAGUCCUGGGCUUCGUGUCCCGCGCAGCCACCGUCAGCCACGUCGACAAGUGGAUCAUCACGAAGGUCGACACUCUGGCCGCGCUGCUGGACCCGAGCGACGGCCUAGUGGCCAAGGACAUGGCGCAGGCCAUCAUCAUCAGGUAUCUGGCCGCUGGGAACCUGCUCGGCACGGACGAGCUGCGAGCCAUCGGCGGAGCCAACCUUUGCUCACUGAACGGCAGCGUGCUGCAGAACAUUUCACAUGAUGCCCUCAGGGAGGCGGACCUGAAGGACCUCACCACCUGCUCUCUGGAUGGGAAGAAGAUCCUGUUCGCCAUCGCUUUUGUCAGCUUCUCGACAAACACGCGCUCCACCGUCUCCUCCUCCACUUAUAAUCUCAUAAGGCCGUUCCUGGGUGGCGCAACGACAGAAUAUGUAAGAACUCUGGCACAGUCCAACCUCAACGUAGACGUCCCCACGUUCGCCGGUCUGGAUCCAGACGUCCUGCGGAACUUGAGUGUCUCUGACGUCGUGGGUCUGUUGGGGAACCACCUGUCAGACUUGUCACUGUACCAAAACGAAACAGGAGUGAUGGUCUGGAUCGAAAAUCAAUUCCAGGAUGAACUGGACAAACUGAACCUGGGACUGGCCGGCGGGAAGGCCACCCCAACCACCACGCAGCCUACACCCACCAAGAAAAACACAGCGGCCACCACCAAGAAGGUCACUGGCACGAACAAACCCGCCACCACCAAGGCGACCACCCCCGCCGCCGCCGCCACCGCCACCACAGCCAGUAGCCACGGCAACCACAUCAAAGCAGACGCCAGCCUGUUCUUCACCCUCCUGCUCCUCCUCACCCUCACCAGGGCAUCUUCAUGAGCUCAGCCGAUGUCACUCGCCAUUUUAACUUAUUCAACUCUGGUGGUUUGACUUAAUCAAGCGGGGACCAAUAAUCGGGGACUCAUCUCCUGAGGAUCAAAGAUCUGACUCAUCUCUUGUCUGUCAACAAUAAACCAAUGAUCAA
Molecule: messenger RNA, 8043 nt
Organism: Synchiropus splendidus (mandarinfish)
Lineage: Eukaryota; Metazoa; Chordata; Actinopteri; Syngnathiformes; Callionymidae
Exons: 65
Coding region: 222-7898 (2558 amino acids)
Biological process (GO): cell-matrix adhesion
Cellular component (GO): cell surface
Source: RefSeq, a predicted model, not a curated record